AACACCACUAUAACUAGACAUCCAUUCUAUAUCGUAUCCUAAUGAGCUCCGAUAAAGCACUUUUCCCCCCAUUACUCUGGGCCCAGAGGCUUGAGUACAUCUUGAUCACCGUUUCCCUGCAGGACUGCCAGAAUGUCAAGCUACAGCUUCCCGACGACGGGCGCACCUUUUUCUUUUCCUGCGAUACCCCUGCAACGAGCACAGGGGAGGCUGCUAAGCAUUACAUGUGUCGUCUUCCCCUCUAUCGCGCGGUUUCCCCGGAGGAAAGCCAGCACGUUGUGCGUCCCCGGCAGGUCGAAAUAAAGCUUAAAAAGCGCGUCUUGAUCGACGACGCCAAGGACGAGGACGUGAACUGGCCGCGUUUGACGGAGACGACGACGAAAAAUAAGUCGAUUCAGAUCGACUGGAGCCGAUGGCUGGAAGACGACUUGGAGGAGGCGCCACUUGACGGCUUUGGCGAGGGUGGCGAGCUCGACCUCCAGGAGCUUCAGAUGAAUGCGCGGAAGGAGGCCGCGGCGGAAGCCGGGAUUGACGAAUCGGAGAUCCCCCGUUUCGGCUCGAUGAAAGACGUGCCGGGGGAGAACCAAACAGAGGAGCCCGAGGAUGACGACAUGCCGCCAUUGGAGGAGGAAGCCCUUUAACGAAUGGGGAGAGUGAGGGGGAGAGAUGCCCCUCUAGGAAUUGGUUAUUCAUGCCUACACAAUACUCUGCAUGAUGGCUUCGUAAUGCAACGACGUUCAGGAGUGAUUGUUGUAUUUAAUAAGCAUUGCGAAGUUCUUUAUUGUUAUUCGACUUUUCGAAUGAGAUUAAUUUAUUAAAGCAAAGCAUUUGAUGAUUAACUUUCCCCCUACUUUUUCGG
This is a messenger RNA of Phytomonas sp. EM1, 859 nucleotides long. The record is from the annotation of a GenBank genome assembly. Lineage: Eukaryota; Euglenozoa; Kinetoplastea; Trypanosomatida; Trypanosomatidae.